CAAGUAACUCACAUUCAACAAAUUUUGUCACAACAAUGAAGACUAUCUUAUGCUACUUACUUGGUUUACUUACUAUCAUUGUUUCAUUUGCUUCAGCUGCAGAGAAUCAUUACCAUCAGUUUGUUAUUCAAACUGCAACAGUGAAGAGGCUGUGCAAAACUCGAAGGAUACUCACGGUAAAUGGACAGUUUCCUGGUCCAACGAUCGAAGCUAGAGACGGAGAUUCUAUGGUGAUCAAAGUAACAAAUGCUGGACCUUACAACAUCUCCAUCCACUGGCAUGGGUUUAGGAUGUUGAGAAAUCCAUGGGCAGAUGGACCUAGUUAUGUGACUCAAUGUCCAAUCCAACCAGGAGGAAGUUACACAUACCGCUUUACGAUUCAAAACCAAGAAGGAACACUAUGGUGGCAUGCUCACACUGGUUUCCUAAGAGCUACUGUCUAUGGAGCUUUCAUUAUUUAUCCGAAAAUGGGUUCUCCUUAUCCUUUCUCUAUGCCAACUAGAGAAUUUCCUAUUCUUCUUGGGGAAUGGUUUGAUAGAGAUCCAAUGGCUCUCUUAAGACAAACACAGUUCACAGGAGCACCUCCAAAUGUAUCUGUUGCAUACACCAUGAAUGGUCAACCGGGAGAUCUCUACAGAUGUUCCAGUCAAGGAACCGUACGUUUUCAAGUGUAUGCAGGAGAAACAAUUCUCUUAAGAAUCAUCAACAGUGCACUCAAUCAAGAACUCUUCUUUUCAAUUGCUAACCAUAGAAUGACUGUUGUUGCUAUGGAUGCUGCUUACACAAAACCUUCCAACACUAGAGUCCUCAUGAUAGGACCAGGUCAAACAAUCAAUGUCCUUGUCACAGCCGACCAACCACCAGGCCGAUACUACAUGGCAGCACGCGCUUACCAAACCGCCAUGAAUGCUGCAUUUGACAACACAACAACUACUGCAAUUCUUGAAUACAGAAAUAGACCACCUUCAAGACCUAUUUUGCCAGUUUUACCGUUUUUUAACGACACGGCCACUUCAACUGCAUUCACAUCACGGAUUAGAGGUCUUUCCAAAAUUAAAGUGUUUCAAAAUGUUGAUGUGAGUUUAUUGUUCACUGUAGGGUUAGGGUUAAUAAACUGCACAAAUCCUAAUAGUCCAAGGUGUCAAGGACCAAAUGGAACAAGAUUUGCAGCUAGUAUAAACAACAACUCUUUUGUUCUUCCUAGAACAACCUCCUUAAUGCAAGCUUACUAUAAUGGUGUUCCUGGUAUUUUUACCACAGAUUUUCCUCCUGUUCCUCCUAUACAGUUCAAUUACACAGGAAAUGUUCCUAGGGGUUUGUGGACACCUAGAAAAGGAACCAAGUUGUUCAAGUUGAAAUAUGGUUCCAAUGUUCAGAUUGUUUUGCAGGAUACUAGUAUUGUAACAGUUGAGGAUCACCCUAUGCAUGUUCAUGGGUUCCAUUUCUUUGUAGUUGGUUCAGGUUUUGGAAAUUUUAAUCCAAGGACUGAUCCUGCUACGUUUAACCUUGUCGAUCCACCUGUGAGGAAUACUAUUGGAACACCUCCUGGUGGAUGGGUGGCCAUUCGUUUCAAGGCCGAUAAUCCAGGAAUUUGGUUCUUGCAUUGUCACAUAGAUUCACAUCUCAAUUGGGGUUUGGGAACAGCACUUUUGGUAGAAAAUGGAGUUGGCCCAUUACAGUCAGUGAUACCUCCACCACCAGAUCUACCUCAAUGCUAAAAGCAUCAUUAAUCCUAAAUUAUGUCACUGAAUUAUUUUACUCAAUUAUUGCUCUUUUUAAAUACUUACCUUAUAGAUUGUAUUUCUUUUUGUGAUUUUCAAGGUCCAUAAUUGUACCAAGGUCAAUUGGGACUUGAGUAGUUUAUUUGUUGUUUUUGUCUUUCUUGAUUGGGUUGUAACUUUUUAAGAUUUUUAAAGGGAAAAAAAAAGUGUGAUUUCUCAUUAGUAAUAUUAAGAGUUUAUUA
This is a messenger RNA of Medicago truncatula (barrel medic), 1963 nucleotides long. RefSeq names its product laccase-3. Lineage: Eukaryota; Viridiplantae; Streptophyta; Magnoliopsida; Fabales; Fabaceae. Gene Ontology annotation, cellular component: apoplast. The record is from RefSeq and is a predicted model, not a curated record. Bases 36 to 1718 code for a protein of 560 amino acids. Gene Ontology annotation, biological process: lignin catabolic process. Gene Ontology annotation, molecular function: hydroquinone:oxygen oxidoreductase activity; copper ion binding. The transcript has 6 exons.